This is a messenger RNA of Onychostoma macrolepis, 4481 nucleotides long. RefSeq names its product phosphoinositide-3-kinase, regulatory subunit 5 (gene pik3r5). The record is from RefSeq and is a predicted model, not a curated record. The transcript has 18 exons. Lineage: Eukaryota; Metazoa; Chordata; Actinopteri; Cypriniformes; Cyprinidae. Gene Ontology annotation, cellular component: phosphatidylinositol 3-kinase complex, class IB. Gene Ontology annotation, molecular function: 1-phosphatidylinositol-3-kinase regulator activity. Bases 424 to 3045 code for a protein of 873 amino acids. Gene Ontology annotation, biological process: G protein-coupled receptor signaling pathway; positive regulation of MAP kinase activity.
AGCUGUUAUUUCUAAGAACAGCUUGCCAUUCAUGGCAGUUUGCCAUCCAUAGCAUUAAUAAAACUAAGACGUCAGUCAAAGAACAAAGCCUGCGUGUGUAAGUCAAACCUCCUCCCACUCAUGAACACAUGUAGCCCAUGUCUUCCUCUUUGAGUGCUUCUGUACCUUCUCUCUCUGAGUUCCUGUUUAGUUGCACUAAAGCGUGGCAGGCGUACUGAUAUAACUGCUCCUGUUGUUGCUGCCGUUGUUCAGUGCCUAUGUAGGCUGAUAUAACCUGAUGCUGAAGGAUGUGGUUACAUUUCCACCUCCUUUCAUCUUAAGCGCUGGAUUACACUGCAAGGACAUCGGUUCCGUCUCAGCCUGCACAUUGAUAAAAGGCAAAGAAAUCAUGGGAAGAGGAUAAGAACUCCAGUUACAGUCAAGAUGCAGCACACUUCGUGCACAGAGGACCGGAUCCAGCAUGCUCUGGAGAGAUGCCUGGAUGGACUCCGUCCAUCAGAAUACCUGUCACAAUCCUGGAGUGCUGGCUGGUGUAUGAACCGCUGGAGUCUAGAAGAGCUGGUUAAGAGGGACCCAGAAAAUUUUCUCAUUCUGCUGCAGCAAAUUCUCAGAAAAGCCAGAGAGGUUCAGCAGGAGUGUCAUUAUGAGCUUGUGGCCCCCUUGGCUCUCAUGUUUGAGUCCACACUCCUACAGAUGCCUCUUUGUCCAUCUGAUGGAGAGAUUCUGACAGAAGCUUGUGAAGUGUUUCAUGGCUUCCUAGCAUGGCCUGAACCCUACUGUAGUGUGUGUCGUAACCUGCUCUCCACUUUACAUCAAGAGCAUAGAGCUCCAGGGAUUUCGUACCACAGGAUGGUAAGCGAGGAACAAGGCCUUGCCACCUCCAGUCAGCGUUCUAAGAUCAUUACGGUGUUGUUGAUGAACCCGGCUGAGGUGCCUGCUGAGUUCCUGUCUGUGGCAGAGCAGCUCAGUGGAGCAGAGAUCUCACAGAGAGAGAGUAGCAUUACACUCAUUAAACACAGCUACCAGGCAGUGCUCGGAACUAAAUACCCACUACAGACCAUCAGCGGUGCUCUACAGUGCCUGAGUGAUGAUGAGUUGGCACAGAUCCUGUCCUCAGUGAGUGACCUUCUAGAGUCUGCAGCGGCCAUGACGGAUAUAGCUAAAGCUCGAGAACAUGUGAGGUGUGGUCUGGAGGCGCUGCGAGAAAAACUUGCCAUACCAGCCUCCAACGGCAAGACUUCAGAUGGGGUUCUUCAGACGCUCGGCCUUCCAGCAGCCAAGUGCUACACCUUCCAUUGGGACAAGGAUAAUUUUGAUGUUCUAAACGACCUUCUAGACAUGGAGUCAGAAUUGACCUUAUCUCAAACAUCUGAGGGCAUGGAGGAGGAUGAUGUUGACAAUGUGGAUGUAGAAGAUGAUGAGUAUGAGGACUUGGAGGAAAGUUUUGUAUCAAACGGUUGCACUGACUAUAGGGCCUCAACCUUCUCUACUGUCUCCUCCCUUUCCACGGCCUCCAAAGACUCCAUGUUCUCCACUCUGUCAGUCGCUUCCUCCGAAUACUCUCCACUCUCCACACUCUCAUCCUCAUCUCAGGCUUCAGGCACUGACAGUGACUUCUGUGAAGACGCAGAAGAGGACUGUCUGAGCAUAGCGUCUGUGCCCAAGUCUAAAACCAGCGCACGACUUUCCAAGCGCCUCUCACGACUCUUCAAACCUCGUAGCAACUCUCUGUGUCGAGCUAAAAGCCUGGGCAGCCCUGAGGCUAAAGAAUUAGUGAUAGCUGUCCGUUCUAAGAGAUCCAAUUCUCUGCCACAGCAAGUGCAACUGCGGAGCUCUGAGUUAGGGUUCCCAGCCCCCCCCCUCUCACAGCUUCAAUAUGUUUGCUAUAGGAGAAGACCCAUUUUGAGUACCGAUGAUGUGGAAGGGCCACCAGGGGCCACAAUGCUCAGAGUGGUGGUGUUCGGGGCAGAUCAUGUGGCAGGGAGACUAGCCCGUGCUUAUGGCAACCUGAGAAAAAGAGAAAGAGACUGUCCACACCUGACCAAAGCUUUCAGGAUGAAGUUUUUCUUUGUGCCUGUGAGGAGGGAUACAACUCCAGCCAAUUUCUCCAUGAGGAACUCUGGUUCUUCUCUGCAGCUGUCAGUGAGUCCACUGAAAGCAGCCGUCUCUAGCACUGAUCUCAGUAUGAAUGGGACGGAGGACAGCACUAAUGAUAUAGCCAAUCUUCUGGGAAUGCUGGAUCCCUGGUAUGAGCGUAACACUCUGAGCCUGCUGGAGCUUCCCGUUAAUGUGGUGUGCCAGCAAACAACCAAGAUUGAGUCAGACUUGUCUGAGGGUGCUGGUGAGGAGCAUUUACCGAUAUUUGCUGACCUGGUGCUCUACUACUGCCGUCAUGCCGCCCGCCCUGCCCUCAUUCAGCUCUAUCAAGCAGAGUUGACACUAGCUGGAGGAGAGAGACGGACUGAAGUGUUUGUUCACUCUCUGGAGCUCGGACACACAGCUGGUACAAGAGCCAUCAAGGCCAUGGGUGCUGCAAGUAAGAGAUUUGGCAUUGAUGGAGACCGUGAGGCUGUUCCUUUAUCACUUGAAGUUACUUACAAUCGAAUACGUAUCAGUGGCAGGAGUCAGAAGACAAGGGCAGAGAAGUCCUGCACCUCUAUAAACCUGCUAAAAGCCUGCAGGAAUCUUGAGGAACUAGAUUCUAAAAUGGAGUGCCUUCAUUUGACAAUGACAGAAGUGCUGAAGAGACAAAACUCUAAAUCAAAGAAAGGCUACAAUCAGCAACUGACCACCACACAGGUAAAGGUGGAUAAGGUUCAGGUUAGUGGAACUUGCAACACCACAUUUGCAGUUUGUCUGGACCAAGAUGAGAAGAAAAUUUUACAGAGUGUGGCCAGGUGUGAGAUAUCAGUUUGUUAUAAAUCCGAUAGUACGACUGAUUGGACGAAAGGAAGGGGGUUCUCAUCUCAAACGCAGACUCUGCAGCCAACCUUCUGUUCUCUGCUUUGUCUGCCUGUUGCCACUUUCAGUGGACCUCAGCCUUGAACCCAGAGACUAGGCUUGACCCUUAGACUCCAGCCUAAUAGACGUCCAUCUAUGUAGUUUUCCUCUUCCACUUUUAAACUACAACUCUGCAUAUCGACUCCCAAAAAAGCUACACUUUCAGGCAAAAGUGUUCUUUUUAUUACGUUUGUGAGCAUCAUAUGUAUGUACAGCGAGGGUUGUUCGCUUCGUAUUUCUGAGAUGAGGAUAACUGUUUUUUAGCCUGAGGUACAUCCUACUGAAUAUAUUUCAGUGGACAAGCUGAGACAAAUUUUAUGGACUUAUAACUAACACCCGAAUCAGGUUAUGAGACAAAACCUGAGCCAUCUGUAAUGAAGGUUUGGUACUUUGAAGGGGAUGUUAUUACUGGAUUGAACUGAACUGGGCCUGUCCUGAUUCUUACAAAACCAGCGUGGAUGAAUACUCUUGUUAAUGCACAUAUUAACCACCAUUUAAAUAAGCACUGUGGACACUGUAAUAAUACGUUUGUAUAUAUGACAUAAUUAUUUUACGUAGCUAUAUUCGAAAUUCUCAGGAAAUAUAUCUAUAUUCCUUUACAGUCUUUCAUUUUUAAUAGUUUAUUUAAACUCAUUUCUGUCUGGCCAGAGAAUUAAGAUAGUGGUGCCUCAGAUUUUAGUCCUUAAAAAUUAUUUUUGUAUAUGUUUAUAUAUCUUCUCUGCAGGAUUGUUUUUGCUGUGUUGUGAUCCAUCUGAAACCUGUUUGCUUUGAAUACCUCUUACUGUAAUUUGGUGGGUUUGCCAGCAGAGGUCCUUAUAAACCAUUUGUUGAGUUUAUCUUGUAGUCGCUGGAGGCUGAACAGUGCUGAAUAAACAUCUACAUCACUGGCAGUGAAAAACCGAAACGGUUCAGUCAGUGCGCUGUAAACCUGGCACAGUUUGUAAGUGAAACAAACUGAAUUUUCUUCUCUUCCUUUCUCUUUCUAAAAUGUGUAUAUCUGUCCUCUAAAAUGAUCAGUAUAACUGUCAAAAUAAUUUUCUUUCUGAUUGUUUUUGAAACACUUUUGAAACACCAAAAUUACGGAGUUGAGUUGAGGAGUACAAUGUACAUAUGUAUGUGUUUUUAUUAAAAAAUUGAGCAAAUUGAGAGGGAUUUUACUCUCUCUCUCUCUCUCUCUCUCUCUCUCUCAGGGCAGACCGUUUUUAAAUAAUGUUCAUCUGUGUUUAUUAAACUUUGUAAAUACAUUCUAUUUGCAAUAAUACUACAUUUCAUUUUGUUGUGACUAUGACAGAGUGUUGUGGGUACAGACCAGUACUACUGAAAUGUACUGUUAUGCAAUAUGUCUUUUUUUAUUAUUUUGUCAUCCUGGCAUCCAAGAGAACUAAAGCGGUACUUUCCAUGUAAAGUGUAUUCACUGGCUUUAUAUUUGAACACUGUAACAUGUCAAAAAUAUAUUAAAUAAAACCACGUUUUAAAAUAAA